Messenger RNA from Mycotypha africana, 489 nucleotides. RefSeq names its product acyl-CoA N-acyltransferase. The record is from RefSeq and is a predicted model, not a curated record. The transcript has a single exon. Lineage: Eukaryota; Fungi; Mucoromycota; Mucoromycetes; Mucorales; Mycotyphaceae. Gene Ontology annotation, molecular function: N-acetyltransferase activity. Bases 1 to 489 code for a protein of 162 amino acids.
AUGAGACCUGCCACUGUUGCGGAUGUGCCUCUCAUUCUUGGUUUCAUAAAAAAACUUGCCGAAUAUGAAAAGCUUUCUGAUGAUGUGGUUGCUACAGAGGAUAUCCUACGUGAAAGUCUAUUUGGAUCCAAACCCUAUGCAGAAGUUAUUCUUGCCUAUGCUGCAAAAAACUCAACCGAUAACGAAAAAAUUCCAGCAGGCAUGGCUUUGUAUUUUCACAAUUUUUCUACUUUUAUGGGACGCCCUGGUCUCUAUUUAGAGGACUUGUUCGUGGAUCCUGAGUUUCGUGGUAGAGGGAUCGGCAAAAAGCUAUUGAUUCAGUUGGCAACAAUUGCAAAGGAAAGACAAUGUGCAAGAUUCGAAUGGGUCUGCUUAGAUUGGAAUAAAACUUCAAGAGAAUUUUACGAAGCGUUAGGUGCGAAACCCUUGAGUGAAUGGAUCAUUCAUCGUGUAGAUGGAAAAUCACUCGACUAUUUAGCUGCUAUGUAA